Molecule: messenger RNA, 2775 nt
Organism: Cryptotermes secundus
Lineage: Eukaryota; Metazoa; Arthropoda; Insecta; Blattodea; Kalotermitidae
Product: conserved oligomeric Golgi complex subunit 3
Exons: 8
Coding region: 1-1389 (462 amino acids)
Biological process (GO): intra-Golgi vesicle-mediated transport; Golgi organization; intracellular protein transport
Cellular component (GO): COG complex; membrane; cis-Golgi network
Source: RefSeq, a predicted model, not a curated record
AUGCUACCUUCCAACAGAUUCACAUCAUCAUCAUCAUCAUCAUCAUCAUCAUCACAGGCCAGCAGCUCAUGUGCCUCAUUUAAUUUCAGUACCACCUGGUUUUCGUGCAACUUUCUAAUGGCAUACUCUCAAGCACAGUUGAAAGGCAAUGAGGCUGGUCCACUAGAGGCAUUUGGCCGAGUAGCAUGGCAACUUCUGCAGGAUGUUCAAGAGAGGCUAGUGUUUCGUGCACAUUGUUACCUGCAGUCAGAUAUUCUGCAGUAUAAACCUGCUGCUGGUGAUCUUGCAUACCCUGAGAAGCUGGAAAUGAUGGAGAGCAUUGCACAGUCCCUGCAGGAGCAAGCUGCCUUGUCUUUACGUCGUUCAGAAUCCAGGUCAUCCCUUGCUUCCAUAGGCUCUGCCACGUCACAAGAGGUGGCCCGUAUCAACAGCGACAGCAACACAACUGUUGAGCAGCCUCGAUCGCGGACUGGAAAUUCACCAGCAGACCUGCAUGGAAUGUGGUAUCCCACAGUGCGACGCACACUAGUGUGCCUUUCACGCUUGUACCGCUGUGUGGACAGGCCUAUUUUCCAGGGGCUCUCACAAGAGGCACUGACCAUGUGCAUUCAGAGUGUGGCUUCUGCUGCUCAAGCCAUUAGCAACAAGAAGAGUCCAACUGAUGGGGAGUUGUUCCAGAUUAAACACUUGCUUAUCCUCAGAGAGCAGAUUGCUCCCUUUCAGGUGGAUUUUACCAUCAAAGAGAUGAGCCUGGACUUCAGCAAAGUGAAGACUGCAGCAUUUGGCCUCCUGCAUAAACGCAAACGGUUGUUCUCUCUGGGCACAAACAAUGCUCUGUUAGAAUUUCUUCUGGAAGGGACACCUACUGUGCGGGAACAGUUGGUAGAUUCCCGGAAGGAAGUGGACAAACAGUUAAAAGCUUCAUGUGAAGCUUUCAUACAGCAUACCACCAAGACUCUAGCUGGACCCCUGUUGACUUUCCUUGAUAGGGGCCAGGUGUUCGUCAGCAUGCAAACUGAGGUGGCAGGGAAUGUGACUUUGGCUCAACAGCCAUUUGCCCAUGCUGAUGUGAUUGGAAAAAUUGUACAAGAGACCCAGCGCCUGAUAAAGAACCAACUGCCAAUCAUCCAGCGCAGCAUGCAGCUCUAUCUAGCCAAUCGAGAAACUGAGUUUAUACUCUUUCGUCCUAUCAAGAACAAUGUGGUAGCAAGCUUUGUGCAGCUUCAGCAGCUCCUUGCAGGAGGUGGCUAUACGUCAGAUGACCUCCUGCUGGCAGGUUGCCCAUCACCUGAACAGGUCACUGUUCUCUUGUCAUCAGCAUCACUGCUGGGUACAAAUCAAGUUUCUAACACCACAACCACAGUUGUAGAAGAAGAGCUGCAUACAUAGCAACAUGUCUUUGUGUUGGACACUUUGUGUAUUGGUAAAUACUGAAUUCUGAAAGCAAUGUGAACUGUGCAGAUGUGCACAGAAAAUCGGAAGGUGUUGAAUGAUUUGGUGCAGAAAGGCUAUAUAGUAAAAUGUUGUUAAUACAAAUUUUGGAUUAUGUAAAUUUAAAUUACGUGAUUUUCGUCAUAGACGUAAGUCAUAGGCUUACCUGCUGAGCAUAGGAGUUGAUACCAGUGACAUCAGCAUUGUGAGGUAAACAAUAAACAUAUGACUCAAAAUUGUGAAAAUACAGUCAUUAUUAUAAGACUUAGAUUUCUCUACAUUAAAAUGAUACCGAAUUGUGGUAUCCACUUCCCCUUUCUCUGUCAUUCUCUUCCUCCAUUUACCUUACUGACAGACUUCUAAAUGCCAGUGUCCCUCUGGCAAAAUAGCAUUUCAUUGUGAUGGGCUUUCUCUUCAAAUGAUUGCCUUCAGUAGUUUGUCUUCUAAGUAUGAAUGCUACCUUCCUUUGGCGAAUUCUCUUUUUUUGAAUUUCUGUGGUUUAUGUGGCCUGUUUUUGAAUUGCUGUAUAAUUUGUUUAGGUACACUGACAGUGUUCGACUUCACAGUUAUGUAUGUAACAAAAGAAAGAGGCCUAAGAGUAUAAUAAAGGACAAGCCCCCUCUUACAAAACAUCUCAUUCACUUUUUCAAAGUAAUGACACUAAUGUUUCCUGUGAAGUAUUAAUAAUUUUUGUCUAUAGCUGGCAGACCUGAAAUCAAUGCAGGGAAAAUGGACCAUAAAUCUAGUAAAGAGAAACCUGGAAGAAAUGUUAGUUCUCACCUGUGGGCAGUAACCUUGUUUUCAUUAUCACUGGUAAUCAUUGAUAAGAGGCUGCAAAAUAGUGCAGUGAGAUAUAAUGACAUGACUAAUAACUCGUUAGUACAAAGUCUUUCACAAACAGUUGGUAGUUAUCUGGCUGGUCGAAAUAUUCCUUGUUGUUAUAGGCCUGGAAAGUACAUCAAUCUGUUCGUUCACAGAAGUCUGCCAUUGGACAUAAUCCUGAAUCAAUGCAACCUGGUUUAAAUCUGUAAGAUACCAGUAAAGACAACACCACAUGCUGUGGAGGAAGCACACACAAACCAGGAGCAUAUGGCAGUCAAGAACUGAGAGUAGACACGAAUGUGAGGGGCAAGCUGCCGAGAAAAACACCUUGAUACAUUUACGAAAAUCAUCCCUUACAUUAUAUAGUCUUCGAAGUGUUGUUCUGUCUGCAGGUUUUCCAGCCACAACUUUGCGUGCUGAUUCAGCAUAGGCAACAGCACGGUAGCAAGAGAGGGGAACCAGGCAUCUGUUCCCUCACCCUGGGAUUUUGGGAAAGAAAAUAAAAAUUUAAGAUAAAAAGGA